AUUUAGAGUGCUGCUUUCAUUAAGAUCAGAUCACAUGGUACUGCUAUCGCUAGCAGACAGUCUCGGAAACCAACUUUCCAAAAAAAAUGGCAGCGAUAGUGAUUUUUGUAGCAUCUGCCCUAGUGGUCUACAUGCUAUAUCGGUGGUACCAGGAAAGAUUGGACAUGGAGAGAAAAUUGAAGUGGGUUCCGAAAGUGCCUGGAGUGCCAAUACUGGGAAACGUACUGGAUUUCGGGAAAUCUACAGAGUUUCUGAAUACUUUGACAAAGUAUAGUAACCAAUAUAGAGGAUUGUGUCAGAUGUCGUUGGUCCAAGAUACAUUUUUGGUAGCUUCGGACCACAGCUUUUUGGAGUUUCUUUUAACGUCCACGAAGGUCCUGAACAAAUCUGCCUCAUACAAAUUUUUAGCACAAUGGCUAGGAAAAGGGCUUAUCUUGGCUGAUGGUGCAAAAUCGAAAGUCAGCAGAAAAUUUCUGACUCCAUCUUUCCACUUCAAAAUCCUAGAAGAAUUCGUGGAGGUUUUUGAAUCCAAUGGCAACACCCUAGUCGAAAUUUUGGAACAACAAACUGAGGAAACCACUGUUGAUAUUUACCCCUUCAUUACUAUGUGUACUUUGGAUAUCAUAUGUGAAUCCACGAUGGGCGUAUCUCUGAACGCCCAAAGGCACAACCAAUCCGAAUACGUGUUCGCAGUGAAAGAACUCUGCAGGAUAGAAGUAGAUAGAACCUUUUCGCCCUUCAAAAUGUACGAUUUGCUGUAUCCUUUGUCGCGUGACUACUACAAAGAGAAAAAGUACGUCAAGAUUCUGCACGAUCAGACGGACUUCGUUAUAAGGACGAGAAAGGCGGAACUGGAGAAAAAUGGCGGAGAGAAAACUGACGAAGAAGCUGAGGAGACGGGGAUGAAGAAGAAAAUGGCCUUUUUGGAUUUGAUGUUGCAGGCUAGAGUGGACGGCCAAGCUCUCAGCGAUCAAGAAAUUCGUGAAGAAGUGGAUACUGGGCACGACACAACUUCUUCAGCAAUUGGAUUCACUCUGUAUUGUUUAGCUACAAAUCCUCAUAUCCAGUCUGAGGCUCUCGUGGAACAGAAAUUGAUUUUCGGAAAUGACAGAAACAGGGCCGUAACGCACAGAGACUUACAAACUAUGAAGUUUCUGGAAAUGGUGAUCAAAGAAGCCUUGAGACUGUAUCCGUCAGUACCUUUUGUAGGAAGGCUGACAGAUAAAGAAGUUGAAUAUAAAGAUGGAAAAGUGAUUCCAAAAAACGUAGGAAUUAUAGUAUUCAUCUUCGGAGUGAACAGGAACCCUGAGGUGUUCCCAGAUCCUGAGAAAUUUGAUCCAUUCAGAUUUGACAACGAAACGAGAACAUAUUCGCCUUACGCUUACAUCCCUUUCAGCGCUGGACCGAGGAACUGCAUAGGUCAAAAGUUCGCAAUGUUAGAGAUGAAAUCGCUAGUUUCGAAAAUUCUCAGAAAUUUCGUUUUGCUGCCUUCAGGAGACCCUCCAAUUUUGGCUGCAGAAACGGUAUUGAAAUCUGCCAAUGGAAUCCAAAUGAAACUGAGAAAAAGAGACUGGAUAUAA
Molecule: messenger RNA, 1580 nt
Organism: Phaedon cochleariae (mustard beetle)
Lineage: Eukaryota; Metazoa; Arthropoda; Insecta; Coleoptera; Chrysomelidae
Source: the annotation of a GenBank genome assembly